This is a messenger RNA of Selaginella moellendorffii, 3547 nucleotides long. RefSeq names its product phosphatidylinositol 4-kinase beta 2. NCBI's taxonomy places the organism in Eukaryota, Viridiplantae, Streptophyta, Lycopodiopsida, Selaginellales, Selaginellaceae. The record is from RefSeq and is a predicted model, not a curated record. Gene Ontology annotation, molecular function: 1-phosphatidylinositol 4-kinase activity. The transcript is spliced from 15 exons. Gene Ontology annotation, cellular component: membrane; cytoplasm. Gene Ontology annotation, biological process: phosphatidylinositol phosphate biosynthetic process; phosphatidylinositol-mediated signaling.
AGCACCGCAGAGGAAAGAAGAGGAAAUUCUAGGUCGCGCGAAUCCAGGCGUCCGGAGCAUCCGAUUUAGAGCAGGGAUCUUCUUUUCCUCCGGAUUUUAGGUUUAGGGCUUGGGAGCAGCAGCAGCGAUGACGCGGAUCUGCGCAGGCUCCCGCAGGUGGAUCCAAGAAGAAAGAUCGGCCGCGCGGGGACGAGGAUUCCAUGGCGCCGUGAGGUGAGUGCUGCCCUAGGCUAUAGCUCAAUGCGCGGCAAGAAGAGCUCUGGGAUGAGGAUUGUAGAUUCAGGAUAGAUCGAGAAUCGAAAAAAUUCCUAGGUCGGGCUCAAGACGAAGAAAUGGUACGCAUUCUUGGCUAUAACUCGGGGGCCGAGGCCGAGGAGCCUCGCGAGAUCACGAGAACUCCCAGUAGCUCCGGGGACAAUGGCUGGCUCAUCCGGUUCUUCGACUCGGCCUUUUUCUGCGAAUGGAUCGCCGUGAGCUAUUUGUACAAGCACGAGCACUCCGGGGUCCGGGACUAUCUUUGCAACAGGAUGUAUACGCUGCCCAUCACCGGCAUUGAGAGCUACCUCUUCCAGCUCUGCUACAUGAUGAUCACCAAGCCGAGCCCCUCGCUGGACAAGUAUAUCGUGGAUAUGUGCACCAAGUCCUUGAAGAUUGCCGUCAAGGUCCAUUGGUUUCUCCUGGCCGAGGCGGAGGAUCUAGAUGACAACGAAGAGAUUCGCAGGCUGCAAGAGAAGUGCCAAUUGGCGUCGCUGGCCGGCGACUGGCCGCCGCUGAUAAAGCCGCAAAAGGCUAUCACCAGUCCUAGCGGUAAGAGUCGCAUGUUCAAGCUCCUUUCAUCUUCGUCACGAAGGAUACUCCCGUUGACAUCUUCUCCCAUCCAGAAGUCCGCCGCCGCCUCCGCCACCGCUACUGCUGCAGCCGUGAGUGAUGAUGCAGUAGGAUCGAAGGCUUCCGCAGGGGUGAAAGGCUCGCAGGAAGAGUCGUCGGAGUCGUCGUACAGGGUCUUCAAGAAGCUGAUGCCCGCCACCAAAGUUCGCGACGUGCUGAAAAAGUUCCGGGACAAGGAGGAGGAGGAUCCGGAUCAGUCCAAGGAUGCCGAGCAGGAAAGCUUCUUUCGUAGGCUCUUUCGAGACGAUGAACGGGUCGUUCGCAGUGACGAGCUAGCCACGGAGAGUUUCUUCCGGAGGAUUUUCCGAGACAAGAGCGAUGGAGAGGAUCGGGUGAGGGGAAGCGUGGACGAGGACGAGGUGAAAGGCCUGCUUUUCAUGUUCAAGAAGAUAUUCCGGGAGAAGCACGACGAUCGGGACAAAACAGACGACGAAGAGAAGAUUUGGGAUGAAGAAGAAGGGUCCGAGUUUUUUCUUUUUAGGAAGUUUUUCCGGGUUCAUCCGGAAGAAGAAAGCAUCUUCGACAGCGCCACCUUCGGAACCCCGGAGAACAGCCCAGGCGCAGAUGGAUUUUUUAAACGAUUGUUUCGGGACAAGGACCGCACCGGGGACGAGACUUCAUUCUCUUGUUGCUUGGUUUUCACUGAUAUAAGAAACGUACAGAAAAGGCCUGGAUCUCCAAAACAAAAAACCGAGAGGGGGUCCAGUAAACCACCGUUGCCAAGGUAUUCCUCUUUCCACAUUCGAAAGGGAACGUACCAUGCCACUUUAGAUUUUGUGAGAUCGUUAUGCGACAUAGCAUCUGGUUUAGUCGAUGUGUUUCCAAUGGAAGACCGACGGAAGGCUCUUCACGAGUCCUUGGCAGAACUGAACAAUCAUUUGGCAAGUGCGGAGCAAGAUGGAGGUGUGUGUUUUCCGAUGGGGAAGGGUUUGUACCGUGUUGUACACAUACCGGAAAACGAUGCGGUGUUGAUGAACUCGAGGGAAAAGGCUCCGUUCCUUGUUUGCUUUGAGGUUUUGAAAUGUGAAACCGAGAGCUCUGUCAGGGAUAGUAGAGAUUCAUCAAUCAGGCCUCGAGGAGGGAUUCCCCUUGCAAAUGGAGACGCGCAUGUUCAGCGUCCACCUCCUUGGGCUUAUCCCGUAUGGAACUCUCAACAAUCGGGUUCUGAAAAUUACUUGCGCAGUGCUUCCCGUGCUAUCGAUCGAGCCAUGGCACACGACUGGGAAACCAACGUCAAAGUUGUCGAGCUGAACUUGCAUGUCUUGGAACGGACGGAUGAUUCCGACAGGGGAGAGAAAUGCAACGAGUCUGAAUUGGUGCAAGUCAGUUUGCGAGCGGUUGUUGAUAUGAAUAUGGAAGAUGUCGGAGAGGAUUUCACUGCAAAAAGAAAGGAUCAUCGCCGUGUUCCUAGUACUGUAGCAAUGGAUGCUGUCAGGGCUGCAGCUGCAAAAGGUGAAGCUCCGCCAGGUCUUCCGCUGAAAGGAAGUGGCACAGUAACGGUAGGAGACUUUGUGUAUGGAUAUGAGAUUUACGUGAAACUGAACGCAUUCUUGGAUUUGUAGGAUCAACUCGGCAAAUCUUCUGAUGUCGUCGGCGGCGAACUAUGGGACAUCAAAAAGGGAAAGAUCAAGAAAACGUCCGUCUUUGGUGGGCUUCCUGGCUGGGAUUUACGAUCUGCUAUUGUUAAAAGCGGUGAUGAUUGCAGGCAAGAGCACUUGGCCGUUCAGCUUGUAUCCCAUUUCUAUGACAUUUUUCAGGAAGCUGGCCUUCCUCUAUGGUUGCGUCCAUAUGAGGUUCUAGUGACUUCCUCCAGAGCAGCGCUGAUUGAGACGAUUCCGGACACUGCUUCCGUACAUGCUAUAAAAACGCGAAACACAAGCUUGAGAGAAUACUUUUGCAAAAAGUACGACGAGAAUUCGCCAGCGUUUAAGCUUGCACAGAGGAAUUUCGUGGAAAGCAUGGCCGGCUAUUCGAUUCUAUGCUACUUUCUUCAGGUGAAGGACAGACACAAUGCAAACUUGCUUAUCGACGAGGAUGGGCACAUCGUCCAUAUUGAUUUCGGUUUCAUGCUGUCUAAUUCUCCUGGUGGAGUUAACUUUGAGAACGCCCCUUUUAAAUUGACUCGGGAACAAUUAGAGGUGAUGGAUUCAGACGCAGAAGGGACUGCCAGCGAGUUUUUUGAUUAUUUCAAGGUGUUGUGUAUCCAGGGCUUCCUUACGUGUCGGAAGCACGCAGAACGGAUAAUUCUUCUGGUGGAAAUGAUGCAGGAUUCGGGAUGUCCUUGCUUUCGUGGAGGUCCCAAAACGAUCCUGAAUUUGAGAAAGCGUUUCCAUCUUAGCUUGACUGAGGAGCAAUGCGUCUCCUUGGUCUUGUCGCUCAUCAGCAGUAGCUUAGAUGCUUGGCGUACUCGGCAGUAUGAUUACUAUCAACGUGUUUUGAAUGGAAUCCAAUAGCUCUCUCUCUCAGAUCACUGGCGGAUUUUGGUGGUUCUUCUUCUUCUCUCUUUUCCAUGUUUCAUAUAAUUUUGGGCCGAGAGCUCACUCUUCUUCUUUUGUGCGCGGGCGUAUCAUCCAAGGCAUUCGUGGAUGAAUAAGAAAGAGCAAGAAAGCCGACUUGUGGCACCUCUUCUAUGUUAAUGUAAAUAUCUGUCCAUUUGGUA